This is a messenger RNA of Rhagoletis pomonella (apple maggot), 793 nucleotides long. RefSeq lists its product as uncharacterized. The record is from RefSeq and is a predicted model, not a curated record. Gene Ontology annotation, cellular component: nucleus. Bases 125 to 673 code for a protein of 182 amino acids. Lineage: Eukaryota; Metazoa; Arthropoda; Insecta; Diptera; Tephritidae. The transcript has 3 exons.
UUUUUUGUGUCAUAGGAACCAAUUUUAUCGGUUUGCUUAUCGGAAACAAACCAAGCAGUACAUCGCUGUCAGAAUUGUAUUUUCGUUUUGUUAUUUCGCAUUCUGCAGGUUCUUAUUUUGCUUUAUGGGAAAACACAAGAAUAGCGUUCAAAAUUCCAUAAUCGUGGAGUUUAUGGAAAAUAACCCCGACAUCGCUAAGGGCUACACAAAACGAGAUAAGGCACUCGUUAACGCUCUUUGGCAAGAACUGUCAAAUUCUUUAAAUAGCGCAGGCCCACCCCAAAAGGACGCUAAUGGGUGGAAGAAGGCAUGGACUGAAUGGAAAAGUGAGAUAAGAAAAAAAUUAUCACAUAACAAAAAUGAAGCUCGAGCGACUGGUGGUGGGCCCUUCACUAAACAUCAACUGACGCAAUUGGAAGAAUCAAUCGUCCGUAUAUGUGGAAUUGAACGUUCAGUUUAUGGUGUUACAGGCGUUGCAAUUGGUCACGUCGAACCUUCAGAUGACCUUAUCGAAGAAGUACUCGAUGAAACGAACAGCGAUAUUCCGUCAACGUCAUCAAAGCGACAAAUGGAGCCUUGGAAGCACUCCAAAAAGGCCAAGAGUGGAGAGCACAGCAGAGAGUUUAAAAAAAUUUUUGAAAGAGGACAACGAAAUAAAAAUGGAAAUGAAUGAGAAAUUGGAUGAGCUAAUAAAAAUUGGCAAUGAAAACGCAAAAAGUUUUACACAUAUUCAUCGAGCAGUCGAAGACAUGGUAGAAUGUUGUACGCAAAUAUUAACCGUCAUGGAAGAAAA